AUGUUCUUUCCUUCAUUGAUCUUGGCUGCUGGCAGCCUGCCGACUCUCAUUCAAGCCAUUCCUCAUGGCGUGAAGCCCCAUCACUCUUUGCACCGUCGCGCCGCUGCCACCUAUGCUGUCAUGGGAGGUACCGGCGACGCCUCCGACGGAUGGCCUUCCAUGAGUCAGUGGUCGGAGUACGAGACUCUCUGGGGUCUCAACCAAAUCCUUAUUGCCGCAUCAUGCGACAACUCUGACGACGAAACAAGCGACAUUAACACCAGCAUCAAGUCGAUUGCCAGCGAAACAGGCAUCGACGCUCGAUUCAUCCUUGCGAUUAUUAUGCAAGAAAGUAAGGGCUGCGUUCGCGUACAUUCCACCAAUAACGGUGUUCAGAACACUGGUCUCAUGCAGAGUCACGCUGGCGAGGGCUCCUGCAACAAGGAUGGCAGCAUGACAACUCCCUGCCCAUCCUCCAUGAUCAAGCAAAUGAUCAAAGACGGCACCGCUGGAACCGCCCAGGGUGAUGGUCUCAAGCAGUGCUAUGAAGCCCAGAGCGGUGCCGAGGCAGCUAAAUACUACAAGGCCGCACGCACUUACAACUCUGGCUCCAUCGCCUCGUCUGGCAAUCUCGGCCAGGGCGGUGCAACCCACUGCUACGCCUCCGAUAUCGCCAAUCGUGUCCGUGGAUGGGCCGGCGACAUGAGCGAGUGUACCGAAGCUACCAUUGGAACCGUUACUAGCGGCGCGGGGUCCGCCCUCGGUGCUGGCGACGAGUCCAGCAGCUCCUCUUCCUCGACCGCUGCUGAGCAGCCCACCGAGACUGCUGAGCCUAUUCAGACCUCUUCUGCCCCCCUCGACGCUACUCAACCUAUCGAAACAUCCACCGCAUCCACUGAGACCACCUCUGCGGGUUGGACCCUUCCCACCUGGUUCCCCAACGUGAAUGUGCACGUCGCUGCGCCGACCAACACCCCUACCCCAUCCUGGACAACCAAGUCCGCGCCAGCCGCGACAACUGCACCAGCGGCCCCCGGCUCACCAUCCGCCACAGCCCCUCUCUAUCCAUACGCCACCUCAUCAUGCCAGAAGUACUACACUGUCACGCACGGUGAUUUCUGUGACAAGCUAACCGAAACUGUCGGAAUCUCCUUCCCGAAGCUUCGCAGCUUGAAUAGUGGCCUCGACGAGAAAUGCUCGGAUCUGUGGCUCGGAUAUCAAUACUGUAUCAAGGCAUAA
Molecule: messenger RNA, 1218 nt
Organism: Penicillium coprophilum
Lineage: Eukaryota; Fungi; Ascomycota; Eurotiomycetes; Eurotiales; Aspergillaceae
Product: LysM peptidoglycan-binding domain-containing protein
Exons: 3
Coding region: 1-1218 (405 amino acids)
Source: RefSeq, a predicted model, not a curated record